CGAUAAGCAUAAUGGAAACGAUGCUUUUUAAUCGCUUUGUACUGGCCUUCCAAAGCUGACGUUUAAGAAAAAAAAAAGUUUGAUCAUUUCACGUUAGACAGUGUGAUUGUUUGCACGAUUCGCUAUUUGUUUAAAUCUCUUGCAGCUUCAGAAUGGUGUUUUGUGUUGAAGUCAUUGGAUGGGGAAUUAUGGUGGUGAUGGGAGCCAAACUUCUGUUCAAUUGCUGCUAUUUCUUCUACACCACAUACCUGGCCGCAGCUUUAGGACAUAAUCUAGGCCCUCAAAUUAAACAAUACGGCUCUUGGGCAGUUGUGACGGGGGCAACGGAUGGAAUAGGAAAAGUUUACGCUCAGCAAUUGGCAGCCUUAGGAUUAAAUAUUAUACUCGUCAGUCGAUCAUCCGCAAAACUGCAGCAAGUGUCAGACGAGAUAUGUCGUCAAAAUCGUGAGAUCCAAAUCAAAACGGUAGCUGUCGAUUUCACUGACGGCAAUGCCAUUUAUCCUAAGCUAAAGAAAGAACUGGCGCACCUGUUUGGACAAAUAGGAAUACUAGUCAACAACGUCGGUACGAAAUUGCCACACUGUCACAUCGCUGAUGUUCCAUCUGGCGAACAGUUUAACGAGAUCAUUAAUUGCAACGUUAUGUCGAUGGUCCGGCUGACCAACAUGCUUCUGCCUGCCAUGAGAAAGAAAAAGAGAGGAUUGAUCAUCAAUAUUGGAUCUCUUUCCGGUACGGGAUUUUCUCCAAUGAGGACCACCUACGGAGCUACGAAAGCUUUUGUUGACAAGUUUUCGUGCGAUUUGGCUGCAGAAUGUCGUUCAGAAGGCGUCGUUGUCCAGUCUAUAUUGCCAGGUUACGUAGCAACAAAAUUGCCCGGAUUGAGUGGUAAAUCCAGUUUCGAUGUGCCAACAGUCGAAACGUACGUGGAGGCUGCAAUACGCUCUCUCGGAGUAGAAACUAGAACAGCAGCUUACUGGUUUCACAAGAUACUGCUAUACUGGACUGAACUUCUGUACUUUUUCGUCCCAAACUUCGUUCAGAAAUUAACAGUGAUUGUCAUAAGCCGUAAAACACAAAUGGCGAACGUCAACAAACACGAGUAGAAGAGCUGAAUAUGAAUACACGCGUAUA
Daphnia carinata is the source of this 1131-nucleotide messenger RNA. RefSeq names its product very-long-chain 3-oxoacyl-CoA reductase-like. The coding region runs from base 153 to 1103 and encodes 316 amino acids. The record is from RefSeq and is a predicted model, not a curated record. Gene Ontology annotation, molecular function: oxidoreductase activity. The transcript is spliced from 7 exons. Lineage: Eukaryota; Metazoa; Arthropoda; Branchiopoda; Diplostraca; Daphniidae. Gene Ontology annotation, cellular component: endoplasmic reticulum.